CAGGAAACGAAACGCUACAGAAGUAACCACGUUAACCGCCAAUAAAACCGGAAAAAGAGGACUCACGUGCACAUUUACAAAGAUCAUAAAUAGAUAAAGAGUAACUUAACAGAGUAAAUCUUCAAGAUGGGGGAUGAUAACAACACCAGCGUUAUUACAACACCAACUGUUUUAGAAACAACAACAGCAACGACUAUGUCAUCAACUACGUCAACAACGACUACGCCAACAACAGCAACAUCGCCAAAUCUGGAAUCGUAUAAACCAACAGCCAGACUAAAUUCACUUGUAAAAUUCCACCCCAAACGGACAAUAGAUAUGAGUAAGGAUAGAAAAAAUUCAUCUAGUCCACUAACAACAACAACAGCAGCAGCAGUAGCAGCAACAACUACAGCUGCUACUCCUUCAAAAUCUAGCAACAAUAACAGCAGAAGCAUUUGCAGCAGCAGCCCUACAAGCUACGCCAGCAACGGCAAAUUCGAUUUCAGAAAACCGACAACAUGUAACUGUAAAUACGAUUCGAAGAACAAAACUUCUGAAAUCGAAAAGCUAAGGCGAGACUUAGCCAAAUGCCAAAACGAGCUAAGAGAGGAACUCGAAAAGCGAGGGCAGUCUAGCUCGACCCAAACCACAUCGGCUCGAGAAAGGGCCAAACUUCUCAAAGAAAUUAGCGACUUGAGCGUUUCCAAGAAGCGGCUGGAAUCGGCGCUGGGGUCGGCGUCUGCAGCUCUGAAACAGAAGACACAUGAGCUGCAAUUAGCCAGGGAAGCAUGCAAGCAACAGAUAGCUUGCGCGGAGAAAUCGGCGAACAUGGAGAUCAAAAAACUAUUGGAACUGUUGAAACAAAAGGACCACACGCUGGCCGCAUUGGAUCGAAAUCAAUACUCUGAUAGGAGCGUUCAACUGAAACUUAUACAACAGCAGCAACUGUCGUUACUACAGCAGCAACAACAGCAGCAGCUGUCGUUACUACAGCAGCAGCAGCAACAACAACAGCAGCCACAAUAUAAAUACCCAAGAAAAGGCGAAGGCACUAGUUUUAUUUUGCUGACAAACAAACAAACAAAUGUACAGCAAGAAAAGUUGAAAACCUCAGAAAUGCAAGUGUCUCAACUAAAAGAUGACAAUGGCAUUUUAUCAAAUGAGAAGAAGUCUCUUGAAAACGCGUUGGACAAACUGAAAAGCGAAAAUGAAUUGCUUAAACAAAAAUCCUUGAAAAAAUUAAACUUGGAUGAAGAGCUGGAGAAAAAGACCGUAAGAUUUAUGCUACCGGGGGCUACUAGGCCGAUCAUAAACGGUAGAUUGGCCUAUAAAAAAGACAUGCAGUUCCUAUUCUACGAUGUCAGUAGCGACGAAGACGACGACGACGAUGGUGGUGGUGGUGGCAGUGAUGAUAAUGAUCCAGUUAACGGCGGCGAUGAUGAUGAUGAUAAUGGUGGUGGUGAUGAUGAUGAUGGUGAUCUCAAUGACGAUGAAGCCAAAGAGUUCAAUGGAGAUGAAAGAUUAAUCACCCAAGUUGAUAGACUGAAAAACGAAGAUGAUGAAGAAGAAGAUGAUGAUGAUAACGACGAUGAUGAUGAUAAUGAUGAUAGCGGACUGAGUAAAUCGUACGACGAAGAUGAUGAAGAUGAUGCUGAUGCGAAGAAAGCUGGUGAUGAUUAUGAUGGAGGGAAAGGUUUGGAGAGAGGUGAUGAUGAUGAUGGUGGUGGUGGGGAGGAAGUUAAGAAUGGGAUUGAGUCAGAAUGCACACACGCCGACUACAAGAGGCUGAUGAAGGAGCAUCUAUCGCUGCAAAAAUCAUACGCCGAACUCGCCAAACUUCCAUUGGAUUGGGAGUUGGAGAAAGAGUCGCUCCAGUUGGCAAUCAUAGCUCUGGAAGGCAAGAUACAAGAGUACGAGACGAAGAUAGAGAGACAGACUGUCGAAUUGGAGGACUUGAAAAUCAAAAAUGAAGAAUUGGAAUUCCAAGUUUUGGAGUUUGAAGGAGGAGAUAGUGAGGCGAUGGACAAAGCUGACCUGCUGGCAGAUUGUGCACUGAUCCACAGGAACCAGCAGCUGCAGCUGCAGAUUGACCAGCUGACAAAACAGCUGCAACAGCUUAAAAUAAACAUCGACGAUCACGAUAAUGAUGACGAUGUAGUGACAAUUGGAGCAGUGACUUCAAUAGCUUCACCAUCCACAGCCACCUUGAUAACAAUAUCGUCGUCGUCGUCGUCUUCACCAUCAUCGUCACCAUCACCAUCGUUCGGUUAUGAUGACGAUACAACUGAGGCUAUAACCACCAUUGAUGAUGAUGGUGGUGAUGGUGGCGAUGAUGGUGAUGAUGAUGGAGAGUCGGUCGACUCAAUGCCUCUUGAUACGGCCACACCCGCAGCUGAUAUCAUCGAAAGUGAAACUACACCUCGUCUGCAGGAACAAUCCCAAAAAACAUCAACAACAACCGUACUAAAAGGAGACUCGGAAAUUCUAGAUAAUCAGGACCAUCUCAAGAGAAUUCAAAUCCUCGAAACUCGAUUGGCUAGCAGCAAGCUACGCGAAAAGCAGCUGUUGGAUCAGCUGGCUUUGCUCUGCCAGGAGAAAACUAGACUCUUCCGAGAUUUCCAGAAAAUUGAAAACGAAACCGAAACUCUCGAAUCAAUAUUUCCAACCGAUAUUUCGUUGAUUGUUCACGAUGACGAUAACGACGACAGUGGUUUUGUAAACUAUGAUCUUGAUAAUGAUGACGAUGGUGAUGAUAGUGAUAGCUGUCUCUCGUCCUCCGCCAUUUUGAAUGAAGAAACAAACAACAACAACAACGAUGAUGAUAAUAAUAGCGAUUAUAAUAAGUUUGCAAAUCAAAGUGAAAGUAAAUCGUUGACGUCCUCGAAAUGGAAAUCCCCAGAGAUAGCCAGUUUGAAUAGUAGUGAUGUGCGAUUUUCAAAGUAUGUCCAGUCCAUGACCGGUGAGGACGAGAAUGAAGUGCUACAUCAGAAGGUCUGCAAACUUGAGAAAGACUGCGAGAUCCUAAAAGAAAUAAUUGAGAUGGACGAGUCCAUUAUCUGCGAUCUCCAGCUGAGGGUGGAACAACUUGCUAGCUCGGAAAAAAAUCUAACUGAAUCAGUCGAACGAUUAGAAGGUGCCGAAAAGUCGCUUAAAUUAAAUAGGGAUGAGCUGUUUGACGAGAAUAAAAAAUUGAAGCAGGAGCUAACGCGUAGCAAAUCUCAAGAGGAGCUCUUACAAACGCAACUCAGCGAGUUGAAAUUCGACGAGGACCAAGCGAAGAAGCAGCUGGAGCAGGUGGUUGAGGAUUUGAAACAAACUGACCUCAAGCUGAAAAAGAAAACAGCCGAACAGGAAAAAGAUCGCCAGAGUUGGCUGUCCACUGUCGAAAAACUAGAAGACAGAAACGGCGAAUUAGAAUCACUGGUGGAACUUUUGAAAAGACGAAAUCAAAACCUGCAGAGGCUCUCAGAAGACACUGAGAGGAAGCUAAUAGAUUCGGAAAACCAAUCAAGACGACUGAAACAGCAGGCCGAUUGCAUGGAACUGCAGCGAGAUGCAUUCGUAUGCAGGAUUCAAAACUUCGAGAAAGAACGAAACAUUUUACUAGAAAAAUCCAACAACCUAGCCGAGAAACUAGAAGAAAAGACAUCCAUCAUAGACCUACUGAACGUUGAAAUCGGCGGGUUAAGAGCCAGAUUGGAAGCCGAUGAAGAGGAAAUAACAAAGUGGAUAAGCAAAGUGGAAUAUGGCAAUGAUGCACAGCUGAUUCUGAUGCAAGCCAUAGAGGAAUUGAGGAAUGAGAAUGAAUCACUGAAUGAAAAUUGUAAAGGAUUAGAGCGACGGAUUUAUAAAAUUCAGACUAAACAAAAGCCGGACUUGUCAUCUGUUGAGACCCAAACAAGCAACAACAACACCAACAAAAAUAAUCAGACAUCAGAUAAAGCGCUACACAAAUUUUUUCACAAUCUAAAUUUCAAUUUCCAUGGCAACAACAACCACAGUUACCAUAGCAACGCUCUGCAGAAGUGUCGAUCUCUCGUCGACUUAUCAUUGGUCAACAUUAUGUACGACAGACAUACGCAGACUUUGACAGCUCCGAUGCAUAAAAUCUGCCCAACUCCCCACAACAACAACAACCACCUAAAAUAUGACGCCGAUAAUAAGGUUCCAGCCAUGAGCGCUCUAGAAUCAACAAAUUCAUUGAUUCCGUUAAAUAGAAGAUAUUUCAGCCAAUCGCAAUCGCCGAUCAAUAUUUUGUCCAGUCCACCGAUAUUUAAACCGACCAAUGAGAGUUCGGGUAGCAAACUUGGUGGUCUCCUAUUGGUUAGCAGGUGCAAUAGUGCGUCAUCUCAUUCUAGCAGCACUAGGGCACCAUCUGUCGACUUGCACCCUUCCCUGCUAGUCGCCGCCCCUCGUAAAUGAUUGGUGGGUGGUAGUGAAGCCCUGUACAUAAUAAUUAUAAUUGUAUAAUAUAAUUUAAUAUAAUAAUAUAAUAAUAAUGAUAUAAUAAUAAUAAUGAUGAUGAUGAUGAUGGUAACGAGGUUAUUCGUUUGACUUAUUGGAAUCAGGAUGUGUUGUUAUGAUGAACGGUGCUACGUGUUUGUCCAGUAUGAAUUAUUUUUGUAAGAAAAGCCGACGGAAAAUAUCAAAAAAAAGAGAAAAAUAUACAAAUACAAAAAAAAUUACAAAAAACAUUAAAAAGUACCAAAAAAAAAUACUGAAACUAUCAUCAAGACGACGACUACUACAACAACUACUACUACUACCACCCGAUCAACAGCGCCAUUUGUUGGAAGAAAUUUUCAACUGUUGAGAAAUGAGAUGUCAACAUUUGUAAAAAUAUUUCCAACCACAUUAACGACGAAAAAUUGUACGCUACGGCCAAUCAACCAUAGCCAGCUGCUUGGAUGACGUCAUUUGUUUUCUGUUUCAGCUGCAGUAACUAGCUAAGGAUGGCAGCUAGGCUACUGAUCAGCUUAGCUUGGAUAAACAGCUAGGCUACUGAUCAGCUUAGCUUGGAUAAACAGCUAGGCUAAUGAUCAGCUUAGCCGUGAUAACAGCUGUUUGCUCUUAGCUGGCAGCAUCAUUCAGCAUGUAACGAUAAGAUCUGUAUUUAUUAUAUUCGUUGGUGCUUGCACGUUGUCCUCAUGUCAACAACAGCAUGACGACGACGACGAUGAUGAUGAUCUCAAGAUGAUGAUGAUUAUGAUGAUGAAAAGAUGACAAUCAUCAUCAAGAUCGUCAUCAAUUCGAAGCAGAAGUAUUACACGCACCUUUUGUACAUACAACUACUUUUACAAGCAGCUGGCUAAUGCAACUUUACUCGGGUUUAGUGUUCAGUGAAGAAUCAAUCUCAUGAAAGAUGAAAUUUUAUGUAGCGUGAUUUUUUAGUUAAGAAACAUUCUUUCAAACUUUUGUUUAGUAACCUUCGAGUUUUUUUUGGAAAAAUGGAAAUGUCGAUUUUCGGAACUGAAACUGAAUUAAACGCUAUAUAAAUGAAAAUUAUUUGAUGAAUAUUAAAUAAAUAUAUAUAUAAAUAAUAUAUAUAUAAAUAAUAUAAAUAUAAUUAAUAUAAAUAUAUAAUAUUGUAUUUAUAAAUGGUAUGUCAUUACAUUUAUUGUGUCUGAUCAGAUCAUAUUAAGUCCAAUAAAAAAAUAUAUAUCUUUAUAAUUAUUCAUCCUAAAGUUCAAAUCUAAUUAUGUUAAUAAUAAUUAUU
Helobdella robusta is the source of this 5698-nucleotide messenger RNA. RefSeq lists its product as hypothetical. The transcript has 22 exons. NCBI's taxonomy places the organism in Eukaryota, Metazoa, Annelida, Clitellata, Rhynchobdellida, Glossiphoniidae. The record is from RefSeq and is a predicted model, not a curated record. The coding region runs from base 127 to 4404 and encodes 1425 amino acids.